AUGGGGAUCGAAGCAGAGGUGGAAGGUCAGAAAAAGACAUUUAGACUCUGCCAGUCUACUGUUAACAACAUUUCAAAAACAUCAAGAGAAAACACAAGCAGCAAAACCAUGGAAAAAGACCACAGCAAUGAAAGGGGCUUAAGUGUUGCACAAAUUAUAAAGAACAAGUUGAGUGGAAAAAUAGAAGAUGGAAGCAAUGAAAAUCUACCAAUGUUUAAACUCCACCUGGAUGAAACAUGGCAGAACAGUGACGGAUUCUGCAGAAGAAGCACAUUUGGAAAAAACACCACAAAACCAAACAAAACCAUUAUGAUGAUCGGAGCCACGGGUGCAGGAAAAACCACUCUAAUUAACAGCAUGAUCAACUACAUUCUGGGAGUGGAAUGGGAAGACGACUUCCGGUUUGUGCUAAUAGAUGAAGGGAAGCAGAAAUCCCAGGCUGUAAGUCAGACAUCACAGAUCACAGCAUAUCAGAUUAAUCACAUGGAUGGUUUCCGUGUUCCAUAUUCUCUGACCAUUGUGGACACACCAGGCUUCGGUGAUACCAGAGGAAUUUCACAUGACCAGAAAAUCACAAAACAGAUUCAGGAGUUCUUUUCUGCCGAUGGAGGAAUCGACAACAUUGAUGCCGUGUGUUUUGUAGUGCAGGCUUCGCUUGCUCGUCUGACACACACACAGAAAUACAUCUUUGACUCCAUUCUUUCCAUAUUCGGGAAGGAUAUUGCUGAAAACAUCCUUAUGAUGGUCACCUUUGCAGAUGGAAAAAGACCUCCAGUUCUCGAGGCCAUCAAAGUCUCCCAGGUGCCCUGUUCUACAAAUGAGUCUAAAGAACCACUUCACUUCAAGUUCAACAACUCUGCUGUGUUUGCUAUCAAUAAUAAAACGGCAGAGGAUGAGGAGUCUGACUUUGAAAACUUUGAUCAAAUGUUCUGGAAGUUGGGAAUUUCUAGCAUGAGAAGAUUUUUCAAAUCCCUUAAUGAUAUGGAAACCAAGAGCUUGUAUCUAACACAGGAGGUCCUAAAAGAGCGGCAACAGCUAGAAGUGCUUGUGGAAGGCCUCCAGCCCCAAAUAAAUGCUGGUCUGACAAAACUGGAUGAAAUCAAGAAAACAAGAGCUGCAUUGGAGCAGCACAAGGCUGAAAUGGAUGCAAACAAGGAUUUUGAAUACGAAUUUGAAAUAAAUGACCCAAAACAGAUUGAAAACAAAACAAGCUCCUUUUUGACCAACUGCCAGACUUGUCACUUCACAUGUCAUGAUGCAUGUGUUUAUGCAAAUGACAGUGAUAAAUAUAAGUGCUGUGCGAUGAAAGAUGGAAAGUGUCAGGUCUGUCCAGGAAAGUGUGCAUGGAAUGUGCACUUCAAUCAAAAAUACAAAUGGACUUAUGUCAAAGAAAAGAGAAAGGGAACCUAUCAGGGUUUAAAGAAGCGAUUUGAGGCUGCACAUGGACAGGUCAUGUCAAAGGAAAAGAUCUUUGAAGAGCUUGAAAAGGAGCUUAUGGUUGUCCAAGAUAUUGUGACCGGUCUAAUUGAAAAAUCUCAAAAGUCCUUGGAGCGGCUGCAGGAAAUUGCUCUCAAGCCCAAUCCUCUUUCCACCCCUGACUACAUUGAUCUGAUGAUUGAGUCUGAGAAACAAGAGGCCAAGCCAGGAUUUCAAGAUCGCAUUCAGUCUUUAAUGGAAGUCAGGAAAAAUGCAGUGAUCAUCAGUAAGGUUUCUGCAGGAGGAGUGCUUCCAGAGGAUUUGAAAUCAUACAAACCUGAAACAAGAAAAAAUCAAGCAUCUUAUGAUCCUAGAGUCCUGUUUAAUCAGGUAAAGAAUAAAUUCUGUAAUGUAUUUGAUUUAAAACUUUAA
Sinocyclocheilus grahami is the source of this 1848-nucleotide messenger RNA. RefSeq lists its product as uncharacterized. The transcript has 2 exons. The record is from RefSeq and is a predicted model, not a curated record. Lineage: Eukaryota; Metazoa; Chordata; Actinopteri; Cypriniformes; Cyprinidae. Gene Ontology annotation, molecular function: GTP binding. The coding region runs from base 1 to 1848 and encodes 615 amino acids.